Callorhinchus milii (elephant shark) is the source of this 1604-nucleotide messenger RNA. It is a transcript of the gene ube3d, whose product is annotated as ubiquitin protein ligase E3D. Gene Ontology annotation, molecular function: ubiquitin protein ligase activity; ubiquitin conjugating enzyme binding; cyclin binding. The record is from RefSeq and is a predicted model, not a curated record. The transcript has 11 exons. Gene Ontology annotation, cellular component: ubiquitin ligase complex; cytosol; nucleus. Lineage: Eukaryota; Metazoa; Chordata; Chondrichthyes; Chimaeriformes; Callorhinchidae. Bases 62 to 1408 code for a protein of 448 amino acids. Gene Ontology annotation, biological process: protein monoubiquitination; protein polyubiquitination; proteasome-mediated ubiquitin-dependent protein catabolic process.
UGUGAGCUGCGGCGGCCCCGCGCCUGUCCCCGGCUCUGACGGGGCGGCCUCACCUGAUCCUAUGGCGCCCACUCCCCCACAGCUCCACCUGGAGAUCAGAAACAACACACACAGCGGACACCUGGUGCUCCGGUGCUUCCCAACAAAGUGUUCAGAGUUCCAGGUUUCUCUCAGCUCGUCAUCCCUACACGUUCAAACUGAUGAGAAGUGUGUGUACCUGCGUUUGCCACCAGAGGUCAGGACCGCACCUUCCUCCUGUCGCAGUCUCCAAUAUGUUGCAGCAGAUGGAUUACACAUGAGGUUGCAAGUUGAGACAGACAGCCUUGCAGAACUGGUUCCAACUGCGAUGAAGAGCUUAGCGGCCCAGAUGAGCUUCAUCUUUCAGUGCCAGACGUGUGGACAGUCUUUACUUAAAAAGCAGAUCUUUCGGAGAGUUCUCCCUUUACCAAAUGGGAACUGGAGUGAUUUGGUGGAACACUGGUGCUGUCAUCCUGAUCCCUUUGCCAAGAAGUUGGAGCCAAAGGAGGAUGACUGCUUGUUGGGUGACACAUUUAUGUUGGUCAAUGUGGCCGACGUUGAUGAAACUGCGGUACAGGAAGUGAAAACUGGCCAAUCAGAGGUCUCGCAGCUCGCGGGUGAAAUCCAUUCAGUACAGAAACCAAAAGGAAGUCACGCCGUUGUCUGCACACGCUGCAGGAAGAUGUUGGGAGAGUUCACGGCAUCAGAGACAAUGAAGUUUUAUGUGACCGAGGUCCUGGUUCAACCAGUCACUGACCAGGGUUUGAAGAGGAACAUGCUUAAAAGAUCUGUGUUUGUGGAGAGUGUGGUUGCCGGUCGACUGAUGGAGUUGUCCUCUGCUCAGAGCACAUUCCGAUUCUGCAUUCAAGGACAUGAUGGGAAGACAUACAUUUUACUGUGGCUCUUGAAUUCUGAUACCUUGUUAGUGAGAUCCCAUGUAAAGCCAGAUGUCUGUGAUUUUUGUGAGCCCAACAAGAGAAUAGCGAAGCCUGGGCUGUCAUUCAAAUCGUAUGGAGCAAACAACGCCAUCAAAGUACUCUAUCACUCAUGUUUAAAAGGAAGAAACAAAGAUAUUCGAGACACAUGGGAAAAGAAUAUUGGUGUGCACUCUCUAAUUCUGCCAGUAAACACCUGUCUAGAGCUGUUACUCAUACUAGCUGCCAGCACUGCCUCUCUCCCUUCAUCGCUGCGGAGUAUGAACUCAUUCAAGCUUUUUGUUGGAUCAGCUGGGUACCUGGCACAUGCAGAACCAUGCAGAACUAAAGAGUAUCCAAACCAGACAGAGUUCCACUUGUGCAAGAAAUGGAGCCAUUUGCCUGGAAUGGAGGAAGCACACUCUCCCCAGAAGGGUAGCCUUUUUGAAUCUGGAUUAAUGACUGUCAUUUUCUGAUGGGAAUGACAUUUGGAUUAGGAGAAAAAGUGAAUUAAUUCAGAAAAUCACAGGAAAGAAAAUCAUCUCAGAAGAAAAAAUAGUGGAUUGACAGAAGUGAUUGAAUACGCUUGCUGUGCAAGAUAGUAAUUUCAUCACAGUAGUGACUCACCAAGGAAAAGACUACAUUAAAGCAUUGCAUCUAGAUUACCAAAAA